AUGGCAGCACGAGCACGAAAGCGAACCAAUGCUGCUAAUGCUGCUUCUAAUGCUGCUGCUGCCAAUAAUGCAGCGACACAAAACAAGCGUCGCAAACCCACCAACACGCAACCAUUGGGUUUGAAAUUAAUGGAUGACAACAACAAUAGCAGCAGCAGCAGCAGCAGCAGCAAUGCCAAUGAUACCAAUGGUACCAAUGAGUCCACCGUCGUUCGACUCUACGUUGGCAACAUUCUAGGACGAAGACCCACCAAGCGUGUUCCAGCCAACAUUGUCACUCCAGUCCGUCCAGUCGACAUUGGCAUUGUCGAUUGUCACAUUCCACGCAAACUCUUGCAGGUCUCUCGAGUCACUCCCGAGACUUUGGAAUUGGACGUCUUCUUUGACCGGACCGAGCCAAACAACGAAAAGGCCACCAAGGCGCAUCGAAAAUGUGCCAAACUGGCAGCGGAUAUUUGCAAGAUUACCCGCAACGAUCAAGUAUUGCAGGUAGAACGUGGCAGGACGAUUGUGUUGGAACCCCACGAUAUCUUGGUGGUGGCCAAAACGUGCAAGGGAUGCGACUUUUUCUAUCAAUUCCAGGUCCUUCCGGUGGCGCAAGAAACGGCUUCCAUUUCCCCCAAUCAGUCGAUGGAAGAUCAAGAUAGUACUGUAAAAGAGGAGGAUGCACCAGAUUCGUUGGCUGUCAUGGACGCAGAAUUGGACGAAUUGGAACAGAAAUUAGGAUUCCGCCCCUAUCGACCUACGCGGACCAUGGGAAGCACUUGCUCCAAUAAUAACAGUACUGCUACUGCCGCUGCUGCUGCCUCGUCCGUCCAGACGCGUCAGUCUCCUACGAACAGAAACAACAUGGCCACUCCCAACAAGCUCUCGCAAGACACGGUCGAUUCCGAAUCCGAAGACGAGACGGACGUCAAGGAUCCCCAAAAGACCACCACCAUGCACGCGACCUUGGCCAAUACCUACUACAAGGCUCUCAAUACCUCCACGCCUCACUUUGGAUCCAGCUUACUCUUGCUCACAAGAAGCAAACAAGAAUUUCCAACCCCCCAUUUGGUGCAAGAUUUGAUCAAGCUAUUGACCUUUGGACCGACCUAUCAUGAAGAUUAUGCGUUUUACGAAGGAAAUCGAUUGCAAUUGGCCCUGGACUAUGUGCAAAUUUUAUUGAGACUGUACCCAAAAGACAUGGGACCACGAUUUUUGCAGGCAGCCCAACAAAUUGCCGGAGAGAAUGGGGAUUAUUGGCGAUUGUGUUUGGAUCAAUUGUCCAUUUUGCCCUACCCACAUUCCAUGACUACUACUACUACUACUACUACUACUACUACUACUACUACGAAAACGGAAUCUUCUGAAGUAGCCGAACGAAAACGAUUGCUGCAAUCCUUGGAAAUGCAUGCGGUAUCCUUGCAAUUCUUUCAGAUUCUACUUCAGCAAACCGAUUUAUUAUCGAGGCAAGAACAAAUUCAUGGCAAUACUGCAAAGGAUUUCAUACGACACUUGGCCCGAAUCAUGGCACAGACAUGGGUCAGUCGAGGACACUAUUUGUUGUUGACUAGCCUGCAAGACCAACCACUGGUCUAUGCCAUAGAACAAGUGACGCAGCUUUUGACACAAGUCUUGGGAUGUGUGGUAAAUCCUGAAUUUGUGGACAAUGAUUUCCAAGAACAAGACCUGGUCGACAUUUUGUGGAACGCCAUGGACGAACAACAGAGGCAGCAGCAACAAUCUUGGCAAGAAAUGCAAACGAAGGACAAGCGUCAAGUAUUGCUCACUUGGAUUUUUCAAUUGGAAGGCUUGUCAAUGACGACAACGACGACAACGUCGACGAACAUAAAAUGGACAAGGGUCACGGAUGGAUUGGUCAAACGAGCCCGACUACGAAAAGAGUACAAUGCACUCGCACUUCCAACCAAGUAA
Cylindrotheca closterium is the source of this 1917-nucleotide messenger RNA. The record is from the annotation of a GenBank genome assembly. Lineage: Eukaryota; Bacillariophyta; Bacillariophyceae; Bacillariales; Bacillariaceae.